UCCAAAUUAAAAAAAAAAAAAUCAAUUAUCGUUCCUGCUUCUCUCUCUUCUUAAUAUUUGUGCUUCUGGCUCUCUCUGUUUCCGAGAAGGAAGAAACAGAGGUUCCUGCAAAAAGAGAAAGGGCAGAAGCAGAGGAAGGAAAAAUUUUUCAAUUUGUGCGGUUAUUCUUACCGUAGGGUUCCGAUUUUGCUUAUCCUUCGCAGAUCCCUCGUCCCUUCAUCUUCCAUCUCAUCUCCUUUGCUCAUGGACAAUCUACAGCAUACUGUAGAAUAGCCGGGCAGCUCGUGCUUGGUUAUCAGAAACCUCGAAUAAUUUGUCUCAAUUGACUAGAUAAGCUGCUUUUGCUUUCGCGAGGUUUGAUGAAACAUCUUGUUCUGCUUCUUACAUGUUGAUAGCUGAGAAGAAGUUAAUGAUAGUUUUGACAUUUGAUUAGCUCAGUAGUCUAUUAUGUUCCUGCAAUAGGCUGUUGAGACUUAUUCAAAUGCAGUCACCUCCAGAAAAAGCUUUUGUUAUGUUGAAAAGGGAAGGAACUGACUUUGCUGGGUCAAGUUAUGCAAGUCACCUAGAUGGUACUUUCCAGGAAGCAAUAGCUGCUGUUGCUGCUUCAUCAUCUUCUUCUGCUUCAUCAUCAUCGUCAUCAUCUUCAGAUGAUGACUCUCAGGAGACACAAAAUGACGAUGACCUAGACAAUGGGAAUGCUUCUAAACAAUUGGUGCUUUAUGAUCCUGCUGCUAAUGGUACUGUUGCAAUUGAUUCCACCCCUCCUGGACCUAUUCAGUGCAGACCUCCGCCGUGUCCAAGAUUUUCAUCAUCAAGAGUAUUGCCAUCUGUUGGGGCUUUCACUGUCCAGUGUGCCAAUUGUUUUAAAUGGAGGCUUAUACCAACAAAGGAAAAGUAUGAAGAAAUACGUGAACAUAUUUUAGAAAAUCCCUUUGUUUGUGAAACAGCUCGUGAAUGGCGGCCUGAUAUCUCAUGUGAUGAUCCAACGGAUAUCUCUCAAGAUGGCAGCCGACUUUGGGCAAUUGAUAAACCCAAUAUUGCUCAGCCUCCUCCAGGCUGGCAAAGGCUACUGCGGAUCAGAGGUGAAGGAAGUACUAAAUUUGCAGACAUGUACGUAUACCUUUCUAUGAGGCAAUUUUCAACCAUCUAAUUUUGUUUUCUUGUC
Molecule: messenger RNA, 1165 nt
Organism: Theobroma cacao (cacao)
Lineage: Eukaryota; Viridiplantae; Streptophyta; Magnoliopsida; Malvales; Malvaceae
Source: RefSeq, a predicted model, not a curated record